Messenger RNA from Phycomyces blakesleeanus NRRL 1555(-), 393 nucleotides. RefSeq lists its product as hypothetical. The record is from RefSeq and is a predicted model, not a curated record. NCBI's taxonomy places the organism in Eukaryota, Fungi, Mucoromycota, Mucoromycetes, Mucorales, Phycomycetaceae. Bases 1 to 393 code for a protein of 130 amino acids. The transcript has 2 exons.
AUGAAAACAGUAAAGUUACAAACAAACAAUACACGGAAUAAGUCCAAGGACAUCACUCUUAAAAAACUACGCGGGGAUUUGACAAUAGAGCCUAAAAAAUGGAUUUCUAGGAGUGUAUUUCUUUCUGGCUUACUUUCCAUGUUUCAGUUACCUUUAAGCUUUAAUUAUAUUUUAUUCAUAUAUUGUAAGACCAAGAGAAGAAUGUCCCAGGGAGCGGGUCAUCGUGUGAGACGAAGACCUUCAAGUUCAAGAAGAGCACAAAUUUCAAAUAUCAAGAAUAGUGAACAGUCAAAAAAAAUCUUCAAGCAGCUCAUUAAACUUCCAAGAAUCUUGCAAAUAAUUCCAGCUAAAGUUGCCCUCUCUCGUUUUAUUUACCAAGAUAUACUGAUUUAA